AUGAGUUUCAUCGAGACCAAUCUUCCUCAACCGUAUUAUCUUCGUGAUAGUACCAGGCGAAGUCUGCUCCAAACUCUCCCAGGUCUUACAGGCCGCAGUGCAGUCUUGGAAAAGGCAGCUAUACCAGUAUCAGUAUCAGCUGCUUUUCUUGCCAAGCAUAACCAAGAUGAAUGCCUUCUUCGGUAUAGUAACAAACUGUACGGCAAUAUCUUGAAGACUCUUCAUGGCAAGAUAAAAUCUGGCAUCGAGCUCGGGCAGGAUAUUUUGUACACUACCAUCGUCCUUCAAAUAUAUGAGUUGAUUAAUUGCGCCCCGCUGGGCUUUAUGGCCUGGGUAGCGAAUCAGGGCGCCAUUGCAAUCUCUUCUGUUCAAGGGGAGGAAACCGCUGCAGAGAAGCUAUUCCAUCGGCAGUUGAAAUACGUGACAGCUACUUUGCAACGCUGUUGGGAAGCGGAAAACACCGUAUCUAUAUACAAUACCAAUAUGGCGGAGUAA
This is a messenger RNA of Aspergillus calidoustus, 495 nucleotides long. Lineage: Eukaryota; Fungi; Ascomycota; Eurotiomycetes; Eurotiales; Aspergillaceae. The record is from the annotation of a GenBank genome assembly.